Molecule: messenger RNA, 1430 nt
Organism: Bombina bombina (fire-bellied toad)
Lineage: Eukaryota; Metazoa; Chordata; Amphibia; Anura; Bombinatoridae
Gene: ATP6V0C
Product: ATPase H+ transporting V0 subunit c
Exons: 3
Coding region: 225-692 (155 amino acids)
Biological process (GO): proton transmembrane transport
Cellular component (GO): proton-transporting V-type ATPase, V0 domain
Molecular function (GO): proton-transporting ATPase activity, rotational mechanism
Source: RefSeq, a predicted model, not a curated record
CUGUCAGCCAUUUUGUUUUGCGGUGAGGUAUUUAGAGCAGCAAACGGAGACUGAAUCCUGUCAGUGAAAGCAGCAGCCGGGAGAGAAGACGGUCCGUUUCCCUUCUACCUCUUUCCCCUGUAGUUUCGUUCAUAAUAUCUUCCCUUUCCCCCGGACUCUAUUGGAAAGUAAAUUAUUUACAUUUAUUUUUUAUAUCUAACAAGUGAAUUCAGCGCACCGACAUAAUGUCAGCGACCAGCGCCGCUCCCGAGUACUCCGCCUUCUUCGCUGUCAUGGGCGCCUCUUCUGCCAUGGUAUUCAGUGCAUUGGGAGCCGCAUAUGGAACGGCGAAGAGUGGUACUGGUAUUGCAGCCAUGUCUGUCAUGAGGCCUGAGCUAAUCAUGAAGUCCAUCAUUCCAGUUGUCAUGGCUGGUAUCAUAGCUAUUUACGGCCUUGUAGUGGCAGUGCUUAUAGCAAACUCACUGACAGUGGAUAUUACAUUAUACAAGAGCUUCCUACAGCUGGGUGCUGGCUUGAGUGUAGGUCUGAGUGGACUGGCUGCUGGCUUUGCUAUUGGCAUUGUUGGAGAUGCUGGUGUUCGGGGUACAGCACAACAGCCCAGGCUAUUUGUCGGCAUGAUCCUGAUCCUCAUUUUUGCUGAAGUCUUGGGGCUGUACGGGCUGAUUGUGGCUCUUAUCUUGUCCACAAAAUAAAAAAUCUUCCCUUCCUAACUCUGGAAAUCACCACUUACAAAUGGUUUUAUCUCAUGUGUACAGUCAUCCUCCACCCACCUGAUUCAGUAGUUUCUUCCCUCCUGUAACUGCGCAAGUGUAAGUGACUGUGUGUAACCUUUUAGCUAUAUCCAUCAGUUGGACUUCAGGGCAUCAACGUCCUGACACGAGGGUUGUGGGCAGAAAUCCAGCAUCCACAAUCUCCUUACUCCCUUCUGCGUGCAGUGUUUUCCUGUUCCAUUUCCCAAGCUUUCCUAUGAAGAACCUUGUAUAAAUAUGAAAUAGAAUUGUAAUUUUGCCCCUUUUCACAUUUUAUUUAUAAAAAAUUCCAUUGUCAAUACUUAAAUGGCCACAUUUCUUUCCCUUCUCUGUAACCUAUCCCAUAUUUGCCCUUUGCUACGCUUCUAUAUUAUAUAUAUUUAAUCUUUAGCUGUAUAUCUGUGUGGGGGUUUCCUUGUAAGUGCUGAGAAUUCCCUGGAUGUAAUAAUUUGAUUCAAGAUUGUUGUACUGUUCUGAUGUUGGAGUGAGGUCUCAAUUUUUUUGUUUUAUAGUUUGUUUUUUUUCUUUUUUUGUUUUAAUACAAGGAGAAAAAAUAAAUUUAUUCCCGUCCGUGUUAACUGGUGACCAGAACACAAUUUUAAAAACCAUGACCAGUAUGGAAAAGGUGUUCCCUGUGCUGGGUUUCAGUUGCACAUUUCCAAAUAAAACAUCUCCAAUAAA